Molecule: messenger RNA, 1672 nt
Organism: Neolamprologus brichardi
Lineage: Eukaryota; Metazoa; Chordata; Actinopteri; Cichliformes; Cichlidae
Source: RefSeq, a predicted model, not a curated record
AAGGUUGUAAUUUUGUGUUUGUGUGUGUGUGUUCAGGCUGCUUCAUUCAGACAGAGAUCCUAUUCCAGAUGUUCCUGCUAUUUAUUUCGUCAUGCCCACAGAGGAGAACAUCGACAGGAUUUGUCAGGACUUGAGGAACCAGCUAUAUGAGUCAUACUAUCUGAACUUCAUCUCUGCCAUCAGUAGAAGUAAAUUGGAGGACAUUGCCAGUGCCGCAUUGGCUGCUAACGCUGUUACCCAAGUCACCAAGGUGUUUGAUCAGUAUCUAAACUUUAUCACUUUGGAAGAUGAUAUGUUCAUCCUCUGCCAUCAAAAUAAGGAGCUCAUUUCCUACCAUGCCAUCAACAGGGCAGACAUCCAGGACACAGACAUGGAGGCCAUCAUGGACACCAUUGUAGACAGUCUUUUCUGUUUCUUCGUCACUCUUGGUGCGGUUCCAAUCAUCCGCUGUCCUAGAGGAAACGCAGCAGAAAUGGUUGCUGUGAAACUGGACAAAAAGCUCCGUGAGAACCUGCGUGAUGCCAGAAACAGUCUGUUCACAGGAGACAGCAUGACUGCUGGACAGUUCAGCUUUCAGAGACCCCUGUUUGUCCUGGUAGAUCGUAAUGUGGACAUGGCCACGCCCCUCCAUCACACCUGGACCUACCAGGCGCUGAUUCAUGAUGUGCUGGACUUCCAUCUGAACAGGGUGGUGAUGGAGGAGGGUAUGGGGGCAGAGCCAUCAGCUGGUGCUAGACCAAAGAAGAAGAGCAGGAAGACCUAUGACUUGACUGCUGCUGACAAGUUCUGGCAGAAACACAAGGGCAGUCCAUUCCCAGAGGUUGCAGAGUCAGUUCAGGAGGAGCUGGACACGUAUAGAGCGCAGGAGGAUGAAGUCAAACGGUUGAAAAGUAUCAUGGGCUUAGAGGGGGAAGAUGAAGGAGCCAUCAGCAUGCUUUCAGACAACACAGCGAAGCUAACCUCUGCUGUCAGCUCCCUGCCAGAGCUGUUGGAAAAGAAAAGACUGAUUGAUCUGCACACCAAUGUUGCCACAGCAGUGCUUGACCACAUCAAGGUAUACAGUAGUUUCCAGAAACUGAGAUUCAAUUUAAGUGCCACACACCCAAAGAGUUUCUUAGACUACCAGCCUAACCCUGUCCUCCUCCCCUCCGCCUCUUGCUUUCCUCCAUCCUGUCUCUCCUCCCAUCCUGGCUUUUCUUCAUCUAUUUCUCCUUACCCCCAACCCCCCAUCCCCCAUCCCCACAGACUGUUCUCCAGAGUGAUGAAUACUGGCUCCCAGUUUGUCAUGGAGGGUGUGAAAAACCUGGUGCUCAAACAGCAUAUUGGUAAAAACAACAGUAUUUGUGUGGAAGUGUUACUUUCUCCCUGCAAUAAUAGGUUCAGUAGGAAACUUCAUUUUAUUUUUCUGUAUUUCCAGUCUAAGCAGGGGAAGAAGAUUGUUUAUGGCUGCAGUGAGCUCUUCAAUGCGUCUCAGUUCAUCAAACAGCUCUCCCAACUUGGCCAAAAGUGACACGGACACUGACAACAUGUGAAUCUCCCUCUCUCAUUGCCGAUCUCUUUAUUCCACUUUGUUUUAUCUACUCUGUUCUGUUAAUGGACUAAAUAUUUUCUGUCUUCACUGUAAUUUCUGUUCCUCAUACUAAGCGCUACUAAUAAAGCUCAACAGUUCCAA